GGCUGCUGAUUUUGUGGAGAUAGUAAAUGGGCAAACCAUUGACGUGUCGGCAAAUGCUUGAAUACACGCAUCGACACACAGUAGCCAAUACAAAAACAUUGAAAAGACCCUGCAGCAGACUUCAAAACUCCAACAUACCGAACGAAUUUGUGUGUUUUUUUUCCUUCGUGUGAUAAAACGAGAAAAAUAUUGUGGUAAAUAAUAGAAUAGACACUGAACCAACGCAUUAAUAGUAGUAGCAUCAGUGGCAAAUGUUGAGUUGACGUUGUCACCAAACGCAAAAAAUUGUGAUUCUGAAUUGAAAUCCAUUUCUUUUUCGUUUUUUUUUUAUUUGAUUGCUGAAAGCAAAGUUGAUUCACCAACGAAACACGUCAUUUGCAUCGGUAGCAUUUAAGGGAAACACAAUAUUAGCCAAAUCGCAUCAUGCAUACACUUAUAUCACGAGGAAAUGCACUAUUUGCAUACUCACUGAGCGUGUUGGCCUGUUUAACAUUCUGCUGCUUCUUAUCCACCGUGUUCCUGGACUACCACACAUCUGUAGAUAUCAACACAGUGAAAGUGCUGGUGAAAAACGUACCUGAUUACGGUGCAUCGCGUGAGAAGAAAGACUUGGGUUUCCUAACAUUUGACUUGAAAGCUGAUUUAACCAGCCUAUUCAAUUGGAAUGUUAAGGAAUUAUUUUUGUACCUAACCGCCGAAUACAAAACAAAAGACAAUGAACUGAAUCAAGUGGUGCUCUGGGAUAAAAUUCUAUUACGUGGCGAAAAUGCGCAGCUCGAUUAUCAAAAUCUCAAUACGAAAUACUAUUUCUGGGACGAUGGCAAUGGCUUGAAAGGUCACAAAAAUGUGACGCUCACAUUGUCCUGGAACAUUGUACCAAAUGCCGGUCUACUGCCAAGCAUCGUUGGAACCGGUUCACAUUCAUUCAAAUUCCCCGACACCUACCAAUCGGCUCCGCUGUAAUUUUGUUCGUCUUGUCAACCAACACUUUUUCAAUACACACCAAAACAGUUCCGACUUCGUUUUUCUAUUUCUUAAUAUAAAUAGUAUGUUAAAUUUUUAACAGAAAAAAAAACAACAACAGCAACAACACACAAAACAUAUUAGGAUUGUAUUUUUAACGCCCAUUCAGAUUUGAUCGAACGAGCCAUUAAUGGCCAUUUAGUCGGCUGUCACACGAUUUUUUCGUCUUUAUUAAUUUUUUUUUUCUUCAUUGAGAUGCUUAAGCCAAUUGCUCCAAAACUGUAAAAUAUAAAGGGAAAAAAACGAAACACACGCAAUGUAGAAAAAUCAUUUCGAGAAUAAAAAUAUAAAGCAUUUUUGUACACAACUUCAAAUUACAACAUCCAUAUUAAAUCCGAUAAUUAAAUGAAAGAAAAAAAAACAAUACUUUGCACUCUCUUAUGAUGUCUGUGAAUUGUCGUAUGUUUAAAAAGAAGCAAGAAAAAAAAAGUCGCGAAGCUCAAUCCUCUUUCAAAUCACUGGUUCCGACAAAUAGAUAAUGUUUUCAAAUCGAAAAGAAAAAAAUCAAGAAAUUCUGAUAGAAUUAAUGUAUUUAAUUUACAUUUGUUUAGUUGUGAGAGAAAAUUGAAGAAGAAAUGAAGAGCGCAAAUAAAAAUCAAUUGAAACAUAA
Sitodiplosis mosellana (orange wheat blossom midge) is the source of this 1633-nucleotide messenger RNA. It is a transcript of the gene Spase22-23, whose product is annotated as signal peptidase complex subunit 3. Lineage: Eukaryota; Metazoa; Arthropoda; Insecta; Diptera; Cecidomyiidae. Bases 424 to 963 code for a protein of 179 amino acids. Gene Ontology annotation, cellular component: signal peptidase complex; membrane. The record is from RefSeq and is a predicted model, not a curated record. The transcript has 4 exons. Gene Ontology annotation, biological process: protein targeting to ER.